AUUAUUAAUGUAAAGAAAAACGAGGGGAUUAUAUUUUAUAGAGAAGAUACUUGAUUAUAAAUAAUAUAAUGGUUAGAAAUAUUAUUUGGUCAAAUGGUAAGGAUACAACAAUAGAGAUUGUACGUGGGAAAAACCAGAAAAGAUACCAAAUUUAGCUUAAUUUAUGCAUUAAUUUGAAGAAAAUAUAAAAUAAUAUGGUUCAAAUUUUUACCAUAUUGAAAAUGAUGAACCACCUAAAUUAGAAGAUUUUAUUGGAGCACCAAGCUUAUCAAAAUAAAAUAAGUAUUAAUAACAAUAAGAAUAAAUAAAUAAAUUACAAAAUUAGAUAGAUGAAUUAAAAUAAGAAAUUAAUAAAAUUAAGAAAUAACAAGAUGAAAUAGUUUAGAUAAUAAAUAAUACUUAAUAGAUUGAAAAAUGUUAAUAAAUUAGUUAAUAACAUGAUUCUGAAAUAAUUUAGGAAUCAACAUCAGAAUAAUCACAAAAAAAUACUGAAAUAAAAUAACAAUGUGAAGGUGGAUUUGAAUUUGGAGAUUAAUUAGAAAAGAUAGGUUAAGCAGUUGAAAUUAAAAACAAGGGAGAAAAGAUGUAUUAUUUGUUGUGGUAAAAAAGACCUAAUGGUAAUUGUAAUUAUAUUAAAAUAUAGGUAUAAUUCCAAAAAAUAGAUGGGUUGAUAGUGAAUAUCUUAUGAAAUAUGAUAUUAAGGCUUUGUGUUACUAUCUUCAAAAAAAAUUAUAAUGA
This is a messenger RNA of Paramecium sonneborni, 738 nucleotides long. The record is from the annotation of a GenBank genome assembly. NCBI's taxonomy places the organism in Eukaryota, Ciliophora, Oligohymenophorea, Peniculida, Parameciidae.